This is a messenger RNA of Lytechinus pictus (painted urchin), 4773 nucleotides long. Its product is annotated as membrane-associated guanylate kinase, WW and PDZ domain-containing protein 2-like. The record is from RefSeq and is a predicted model, not a curated record. The transcript is spliced from 23 exons. Gene Ontology annotation, cellular component: cytoplasm. Bases 35 to 4513 code for a protein of 1492 amino acids. NCBI's taxonomy places the organism in Eukaryota, Metazoa, Echinodermata, Echinoidea, Temnopleuroida, Toxopneustidae. Gene Ontology annotation, molecular function: protein binding. Gene Ontology annotation, biological process: signal transduction.
AAAUCUUCCUAAUGAUUUGCGUAAGUACCUGAGCAUGCGUAUGCCGAAGGGCUCACCAGACCACGAUCUCCAGCAGACGAUCAGGGAAAACCUUUAUGUUCGCACAGUGCCUUGUACUACCAGACCUCCAAGGGAAGGAGAGGUGAACGGUGUUGACUAUAAGUUCCUUUCUGUCGAUGAGUUCCUGGCCCUGGAGAAGAGUGGUCACCUACUGGAAAGUGGUCUUUUUGAAGGUAACCAUUACGGGACACCAAAGCCUCCCCAGGAUCCGCCCCCUGAUGCUCCAGCCUCUACCCCAUCAGAACCUGAACCCCAGCCACAGCAGAACAACUCCUCCAGUAACACAACAGAUCAGGAAACUACCAAGAGGCAUAUCAGACCAGGUUCAAAGCCAUCUGCCCCUGGUAAACGUCAGCGAAACAAGUCAACGAUAGAAGCUACCACCCUCAACCCCAAGCCUGUGGAUUCACAGGCGGAGAAGAACCUUGAGACGGUCAGGAAACUUGAAGAGGACCUCGGACCUCUCCCGUCAGACUGGGAGAUCGCCUUCACAGAGACAGGAGACAUGUACUACAUAGAUCACAGAGAUGAGAGGACCCAAUGGCUAGACCCCAGACUUGAGAAGAAGAAGAAACAUGCAGCCGCGGACCCAUCGAAAGAAGAGCUUCCAAAUGGAUGGGAAAAGAUUGAUGAUCCGCAAUAUGGCACAUAUUACAUUGAUCACAUAAAUCGCAAGACACAGUUUAACAGCCCCUUGAAGAACGGCGACAAGACCAACUCACCAAGGUCUGCUCCGAACAGUAGCUACAACAGUCUGACCAGGAACAGACACGCAGAUAGUCCAGGAACUCCCCACAGGACCUCAAAUGAACCCGAUGUGACCAAACAGAACAAGACCAAUGGAUCCAUAGGACCGGAGGAACUUGAGAAUGAGAUGUACAAGUUUACCAACGACCCCAGCAAGUUGAUUGGACAGCGCUACACUACGUACCUCGUGAAAGGAACCCAAGGCUUCGGCUUCACCAUCAUAGGAGGGGACGAUCCCAAUGAAUUCCUUCAGAUCAGAAACAUUCUCCCAACAGGGCCCGCCCACGAUGAUGGGGUCUUGCAGACAGGUGAUGUGUUGGUAGCAGUCAACAAGAAACUGGUUCUAGGCUGCACCCACCAAGACGUUGUUACAAUCUUCCAAGGAAUUAAACCAAAUGAUAGGGUAGAACUGGAAGUGUGUAGAGGAUACCCUUUACCCUUUGACCCUGCCGAUCCUAAAGCUCAUAUAGUAACCUCAUAUGCCAUCGACCCAAACAAAGUAUCCAAUCAGAACGGCCUUGGGAACAAAUCCAAAUCGCUCGGUAACAUCCGCAACCAGAACAUUCCACCCGACUACAUUCCGAACAACUUGGGACCAACUGGAGACGAUGCGGUGUCGAGGAGCAGCCACAACAGCAGGGAGUAUCCCUACACUCCGCCCACCCAGAGGCGGAGUCACGGGCCCUCCGCCAGAAGAGACACCAACCUCAAUCGAAUGCCUCAUGUCAAGUCUCUUCCAGAUCUCUCUCACAAGCAGCAGCAGGGUGGGGAACCGAACACCCAGAGAGCCAAGACGCCCACUCCGUCACUCAGCAGCCAUCCGGGAUACAUGCCAGGAUCACCCAUGAUUGGUGACAGGACCAGUUUAUCCAGCGAUGGAGGGCCGGCAGAGAAACAUGACAUAGUGUUUGUCAAGAGCAACCAAGGAUUUGGUUUCACCGUUGCUGACAGUCCUCAUGGACAAAAGGUAAAGCAGAUCCUGGCUCCCCAAAGAUGCAAGACUCUGAGAGAGGGUGAUCUCCUGGUAGCCAUCAACCGAGAAUCCAUCAAUGACCUUCCGCAUAACCAAGUAGUUCAGAAACUCAAAGACUGCCCUCAGGGUCAGGAUACUGUCAUUACUGUGCAAAGGGGAGGUCUGCUGAAGCCAGUCCGGGGGCUCAACAAGCUCAACAAAAACAGUCCAAAAGUGACAUUGUCCCCAGAGGUGAAGAAAGGAGAGGAGGAGAGAUUCAGUGACUUGAAUGGCAGCAGGCAAGAUGAUGCAGAAGAAGACAGAGCAAGUGUAGAUUCUGAUCAAAAGAGAAAAACUGAUAUUCUUGUGGACGAAAUGAAGAAUAAACUGAAGAAAAAACCUCCCGCUGAUGUCCAUGAUAGACAAGAGAGAAAGCCUGUGAAUGGUGACAGUGACAGAUUACAUAACAAUUUAGAUGCGGACAGUGGGUCAGACCGACACAGUGAUCACGAUCGAUCGCAUCAUGACCGGGAAGUAGAGAACUAUAACAGCAAUAAAGACAGGUACAGGGGGCGAGACUGGCACGAUCCCAAGCGAGGUCCGCAUCGGACAGCGGACCGCCCUCACAGCCGAGCGGAGCUCGACAGGCGGUCGGGUGAUAGGCUACAUUCCGAGCACAUCCCCAGGCCGCAGAGCAGUCGACCUGAUCAAGGAGGGAGGUAUAUGAAUGGAGACUGGAGUGGGUCGUUGGAUCGCAGGAGACCCCCAGAAAACAGGAGGGGUGUGGAGCCCUCACAUAUGGAGUAUGACAGGAGAGGGAGGCCAAGUGAAUCUGGGUAUAGCAGGGAUCCAAGUCGGGAUCCAAGUAGGGAGCCAUCAGAGACAGACUGGAGCCCUGAUAUGAGGAGACAUGGACCGGGGGAUAGACAAAGGAGACCUCCGGAUGACAGGAGAAGACCUGAGACUGAAAGGAGGAGUUCAUCACGUCCCAGGCAUCCGUCAUCUGGAAGCGACCGAGAUGACAAAACCAUUGAAUCUACGGUGUUCCUCAAGACGAGAGAUGAUGGUGGCUUUGGCUUCAGAAUCAUCGGAGGCCACGAAGAAGGAUCCCAGGUGUCCAUUGGAGCUAUCACUCCUGGUGGAGUUGCGGCUCAAGAUGGCCGGUUACUGACGGGCGAUGAACUGCUCUAUGUGGACGGUCAGACAGUGGUCGGUUCAUCUCACAAGAGAGUGGUCACCUUGAUGAUCUCGGCUGGUCGAGCUGGGAGAGUUUCUCUGGGGAUAAGGAGGAGAGUGGGAGGUCUGAAUCAGCCGAGUGGAGGAGCUGGAUCCCGCCCUGCCUCCCGUCCCCUCAGUCCUGCUUCCCCGGCCAACCGGAGAUAUCCUUACGAGGUCAAGCUUCAUCGACGAGAGAAUGAAAGCUUUGGAUUGGUGGUGCUGUCCUCUACUCUCAAGACUGGAUCCAAUAUUGGCCGUAUCAUUGAGGGCAGUCCGGCAGACAGGUGUCGUGACCUGGAGGUCGGCGAUCGUAUCGUCUCUAUCAAUGGAAUAGACAUCCGGAGUAUGCCUCACAAAGACAUCGUCAACAUGAUCAAAGAUGCAGGCACCACUGUUACACUAACCAUCGGGUCUAGAGGUGGAGAGGAUCCUCUGAACAGAAAUCAACCUCCCAAGAACGUUGGUCAUAUGGUGAAUGCUCUUGCCAUGCCUGCACAGAUCAAAGGUAGUGACGGGAGUAUGAGGGCUCCCCAACCGAUGACCAAUCAUAUUCAACCUUCUCAUCCGGCUGAUAACAAGCCAACAGAACCCAUCUACGCCAAGUCCUCCAAGUGGAAGCCAGAACCCGAAAGAAUACGCAACCAGCCCACCAGACCCCCGUCAGCCCCUCCCCAGAGCAUGACGUACCACGAUGGCCCGCCACGCCCAAGCUCCCCGCCCAUGGGCAAACCCAUGAGGGGAAUCCCCAGGCAGCAGCAGCAGCCGCCGCCACCCAACAACCAAGAUGCUGGAUGGGGCGGUCCACAGCAUCCCAAGUCUCCCCAUGCAGGGCGCAGGAGCUAUGAGCCUCAGCGAACCCAUCCAAUGUCUCCCCCACAAGAGAGAAGGUAUAGAGGCCCGCCGGCCAGUAAUCCCGUUACGCCAAGGAUGGAUCGAAGGGGGUAUAAAGAACCAGGGAGACAAGCUCCACCGCAGGGAAAGCAACUCAUGUAUCCACCAAAGCGCAACGAACUGCAGCCAGGCGACUAUUACAAUGUGGACCUGAAGAAAGGAUCCACCGGCUUUGGCUUCAGCAUCCGAGGUGGGAGGGAGUACGACAACACACCUCUCUUUGUACUUAGGAUGGCCGAUGACGGCCCUGCAGCGCAGAGUAUUCUAAUGAGGGUCGGUGAUGAGCUUAUAGAGAUCAAUGGUCAAAGCACAGAAGGUAUGCUUCAUAGUGAGGCUAUAAAUGCUAUCCGUAAUGGUGGAGAUUCUAUUACUUUGGUGCUACGAAGAUCUUACAAGUCUGCUACCAUGGACCCCAGGCACAUGACACAGACCCCACCCCCUAUGUUUAGGAAUGCAUCAAUGGCCGUCUCCAAUUCAUCACUGCAGAGUGACGAGAUGCAGCGUGAUGAUGGAAUGGGUCGAGGAGGAGGAAGUGGAGGAGGGGCUGGAAGAGGAGGAGGAAGAGGAGGGGGUCGAGGACGAGGCAAAGACCACUUCGAUUACUCCUGGAAUUACCGUAGUUUGCCAAGAGGCUUGAAAUAUUAGAGUCCUUUUUUUUUAAUAUUCUUGGAAUUCUCCCCACAUUCAACAUGAAAUGACUUGGCUAUUCUGUUCUACUUAUUUAUUCAUUUAUUUACCAUUAGAUGGAAAUUGAUUCAUUUUUUUUGUACUGUAGAGCAUGGAGGAUAACAUACCAAACGGUUUUUUAGAUUUAUUUUUGUAUUCGAUGCUGAUGCUUUUUUAACGAUAACUUGAUCCAUGUUGAUAACACUAUCAUACAUUCUUUCUAAAGCAUGCUGGAUUCA